This is a messenger RNA of Funneliformis mosseae, 1137 nucleotides long. Lineage: Eukaryota; Fungi; Glomeromycota; Glomeromycetes; Glomerales; Glomeraceae. The record is from the annotation of a GenBank genome assembly.
AUGUCUUCAAUUCGUUUUGCUCGCGCUUUUUCUUCACGUGCUAAUGCAGUAAAGUUCAUUGCUAAUGCAACACGUCCAAAAACUGUUUCGAGCACAAUUCCUUUUCGUACCCUUGCUAUUCCAAGUUUAAACCGUUCUUAUAGUACUCAACAAACACAACAAAAAGAACAGCCCGAACAAAAAAGUAGUAGCGGUAGUGGUAGGGUGCUAUUCUUGUUAGGAGCUGGUCUUAUAGGAGCGGGAGCUGGUUAUUAUUUUUAUAGCGCCGCAAAUUCUUCAGAAGUUUCUCCUACCAUAGCGAAAGAAACCCUUGAUUAUCAAAAAAUUUAUAAUCAAAUAGCUGAUAUUCUAGAAGAUAAUGAUUGGGAUGAUGGUUCCAACGGACCAAUUUUUCUUCGCCUUGCAUGGCAUGCAGCUGGCACUUAUGAUAAAGAAUCCAAAACUGGCGGUAGUAAUGGUGCUACUAUGAGAUUUGCUCCUGAAUCUGAUCAUGGUGCUAAUGCCGGACUUAAGCAUGCUAGAGAUAAAUUAGAAUCUGUUAAACAAAAGAAUCCCGCUAUUUCUUAUUCUGAUCUAUGGAGUUUAGCUGGUGUUGUUGCUAUUCAAGAAAUGGGAGGUCCGACAAUUCCAUGGAUUCCUGGACGUAAGGAUGCUGAUGUCGCAACAGCGUGUUCUCCCGAUGGCCGUCUUCCUGAUGCUUCUCAAGGUCCAUCUCACGUACGAGAUAUUUUCUAUCGAAUGGGAUUCGAUGAUCGUGAGAUUGUUGCGCUUGUUGGAGCUCAUGCCCUAGGUCGUUGUCAUACCGAUCGUAGUGGUUACCAUGGUCCUUGGACUUUUAGUCCUACCACAUUUACAAAUAGUUUCUUUAAGGAACUUUUGGAUAGAAAAUGGGUUGAUAAAAAAUGGAAAGGACCAAAACAAUUUGUUGACAAAGAGUCUGGUGACCUUAUGAUGCUUCCUGCUGACAUGGCUUUACUUCAGGACAAAAAUUUUAAGGUUUGGGUUGAGAAAUAUGCUAAAGAUGAAGAAUUAUUUUGCAAAGAUUUUGCUGCUGCAUUUCAUAAACUUGAAGAAUUGGGUGUACCAAGAUCUGGAAAUGAAAAGGUUUAUCAUUUUAAGCCAACUGGUGAAAAUUAG